AUGAAGUUCUUCAUCGCCAGUUUCCUAAUCGCCGCCUGCGUGGCCCUCGCCCAGAGCAGUGUGAUCUACUCCCCGGUAGCCUCCGUGCCCGUGGUGCGAUCCGUGAACGUGCUCCGCAGUGUUCCGGUGGUUCGCAGUUACCCGGUGGUGCGUUCCGUGCCCGUGGUUCACAGUGUUCCAGUGGUGCGUCAUGUGUCCGUGAUCGACUCCGUUCCGGUGGUGCCCUCCGUGGUUCGCGUUGGACACGCCUCCGUCUACGAUGCUCCUCUGGUCCAAUCCUACGGCGGCUGGCUGAAGCAGAAGUAG
Messenger RNA from Drosophila subpulchrella, 306 nucleotides. RefSeq lists its product as uncharacterized. The coding region runs from base 1 to 306 and encodes 101 amino acids. The transcript has 2 exons. The record is from RefSeq and is a predicted model, not a curated record. Lineage: Eukaryota; Metazoa; Arthropoda; Insecta; Diptera; Drosophilidae.